AUGACCGCUCGCGCCGCCGCCGCCGCCGCCGCCGCAGGUAGGAGACGCCGCAGCCUCCAGGCCGGGGACCCGGAGCCGGGUGCGCAGGGGGAGGGAGGGCGGGCCGAGGGGGCGGGGCCUGGCCGGCCACCUGACACCGCCCCCGCCCGGAAGCCCUCCCUGCACCGAGCUCCGGGACCUGGUGGAGGCGAGCCGGCGCAGAGAGGCCAAGGGAGCCCGUCCCCCGACACACCCCAGGGCCCGGGCGUGGGAGAGGGGGAUCGGACGGGAGCUACUCGGGGCUUGAGUAAGAUGUCAGGGGAGGAGGAGUUUUAUCUGUUCAAGAACAUCUCCUUGGUGGGGCCAUGGGAUGGGCCUCAGUACCACAUUGCCCCGGUCUGGGCCUUCCGCCUCCAGGCAGUCUUCAUGGGCUUUGUCUUCUUUGCAGGGACACCACUCAAUGCCACGGUGCUGGUGGCCACCCUCCGCUACAAAAAAUUGCGACAGCCACUCAACUAUAUUCUGGUCAAUGUGUCCCUGGGGGGCUUCAUCUACUGCAUCUCUGUGUCCAGCGUCUUCAUCGCCAGCUGUCACGGAUACUUCAUCUUUGGGCACCAUAUUUGUGCUUUGGAGGCCUUCCUGGGCACUACAGCAGGUCUGGUGACAGGCUGGUCACUGGCCUUCCUGGCCUUUGAGCGCUACCUGGUCAUCUGUAAGCCCUUCGGCAACUUCCGCUUCAGCUCCAAGCAUGCACUGAUGGUGGUCCUGGCUACCUGGACCAUUGGUAUUGGCGUCUCCAUCCCACCCUUCUUUGGCUGGAGCCGGUAUAUCCCUGAGGGCCUGCAGUGCUCCUGUGGCCCCGACUGGUACACCGUGGGCACCAAAUACCGCAGCGAGUACUACACCUGGUUCCUCUUUAUCUUCUGCUUCAUUGUGCCUCUCUCCCUCAUCUGCUUCUCCUACUCGCAGCUGCUGGGAGCCCUUCGAGCUGUUGCAGCCCAGCAACAGGAGUCUGCUUCAACCCAGAAGGCUGAGCGGGAGGUGAGCCGGAUGGUGGUGGUGAUGGUGGGGUCCUUUUGUUUCUGUUACACGCCCUAUGCUGCGAUGGCCAUGUACUUGAUCAACAACCGGAACCACGGGGUGGACCUACGGCUGGUCACCAUUCCUGCCUUCUUCUCCAAGAGUGCUUGUGUCUACAAUCCCAUCAUCUAUUGCUUCAUGAAUAAGCAGUUCCGAGCCUGCAUCAUGGAGAUGGUGUGUGGGAAGCCCAUGACAGAUGAUUCUGAAAUGUCCAGCUCCCAGAAAACAGAAGUCUCUUCUGUCUCUCCCAGUCAAGUUGGCCCCAACUAAGGAGCCAUACUGGCUUAUCUGCAGCAAUUAGGAUUUUACAUUUAGAGAAA
Molecule: messenger RNA, 1379 nt
Organism: Lontra canadensis (Northern American river otter)
Lineage: Eukaryota; Metazoa; Chordata; Mammalia; Carnivora; Mustelidae
Gene: OPN1SW
Product: opsin 1, short wave sensitive
Exons: 6
Coding region: 1-1329 (442 amino acids)
Biological process (GO): G protein-coupled receptor signaling pathway; visual perception; phototransduction
Cellular component (GO): membrane; photoreceptor outer segment
Molecular function (GO): G protein-coupled receptor activity
Source: RefSeq, a predicted model, not a curated record